AUGGUCGCCCGGCACUUGAAGACGGCCGCCUCAGAGGCCAACACCACUAUUGACAAGAAAGUUUCAGAUAUUGUGCAGGGCGUGAUAGCAGACAUCAAGGCGAACGGCGAUCAGGCAGUCCGAUCUUACUCGGAAAAGUUUGACAAAUGGAGUCCCGAGGCAUUCAAGCUGUCGCAGGCCCAGAUCGACGAUAUCAUCAGCAAGGUGCCAGCUCAAACCAUUGCCGACAUCAAAGAAGCACAAAAGAAUGUCCGCACAUUUGCUGAAGCUCAAAGGGCAAGCAUAACGGAUUUUGAAAUCGAGAUUCAGCCGGGUGUCUUCCUGGGGCACCGCUCCAAUCCCAUCAAUGUCGCUGGCGCAUACAUACCAGGUGGAAGAUAUCCUCUCCUGGCCUCAGCACACAUGACCAUUCUCACUGCCAAGGUGGCUGGUGUCAAGCAUGUAAUUGCAUGCACUCCGCCCAUCGCCGGCCAGAUUCCACACGCCACUGUCGCAGCUGCCCACUUUGCCGGUGCCGACGAGAUCUUCCUCCUCGGUGGCACUCAAGCCAUUGCCGCCAUGGCUCUAGGCACAGAAACGAUACGCAAAGUCGACUUCAUUGCAGGCCCGGGAAACGCCUUUGUGGCCGAGGCCAAGCGGCAGUUGUUCGGAGAGAUUGGUAUCGACCUGCUCGCUGGCCCGACCGAGGUCUUGAUCGUGGCAGAUGACCAUGCCGACCCUUUCACCAUUGCCACGGACCUUUUGUCUCAGGCCGAGCACGGCCCAGACUCGCCGGCGGUGCUCAUUACCACCAGCGAGUCCGUUGGCCGAGAAUCGAUACGCUACGUCGACGAGAUCCUAAAAAAGAUGCCAACUGCAGAGCUGGCCGGCACCUCGUGGCGAGAGUUUGGUGAAGUCAUUGUUGUCGAUUCUCUGGAUGAGGCCUACGAACUGGCAGAUGUCUAUUCGAGCGAGCAUGUCCAGAUUUUUACUCAGCAGCCCAGAGAAGCCCUGGAAAAGAUGCGAAACUAUGGUGCGCUCUUCCUGGGCGAGAAGACGUGCGUGAGCUAUGGCGACAAGUGUAUCGGAACGAAUCACGUCCUCCCUACACGAGGAGCAGGACGUUACACUGGUGGACUAUGGGUAGGGAAAUACCUCAAGACGCAGACAUACCAAGAAGUUGUGGAUCCGAAAGCUUCUGGAGAAAUUGGCAGGUUGUGUGGCAGGUGUGCCAGAGCAGAGAAUUUUGAGGGCCACGCCAGGUCGGGAGAUCUCCGCGCCCACAAGUAUCUCAGUGAUGCACAUGACUGGAUCACUGAAGCGAAAGUCUGA
Messenger RNA from Pestalotiopsis fici W106-1, 1311 nucleotides. RefSeq names its product Histidinol dehydrogenase 1. The transcript is spliced from 3 exons. Gene Ontology annotation, biological process: L-histidine biosynthetic process. NCBI's taxonomy places the organism in Eukaryota, Fungi, Ascomycota, Sordariomycetes, Amphisphaeriales, Sporocadaceae. The coding region runs from base 1 to 1311 and encodes 436 amino acids. Gene Ontology annotation, cellular component: cytoplasm. Gene Ontology annotation, molecular function: histidinol dehydrogenase activity; metal ion binding; NAD binding. The record is from RefSeq and is a predicted model, not a curated record.